Molecule: messenger RNA, 294 nt
Organism: Knipowitschia caucasica
Lineage: Eukaryota; Metazoa; Chordata; Actinopteri; Gobiiformes; Gobiidae
Source: the annotation of a GenBank genome assembly
AUGUUGUUAGGGGGUGGAAUGGGGUGGAAGUUGUAUUUGUUGGUUGGUUAUGUGGUGGGUGUGGUUUAUGGUGUGUUGUUGUUGAUAGUGGGGGGGUGGGUAUUGGGUGGUGUAUAUGGGUGGUGUGGUGUGGGGAUUGUGUUGUGGGUUUGUGGGUAUUUGGGGGGUUGUGGUUGGUAUGUGGGGGGUGUUUGGUUGGAAUUGGUUUAUUUGGGUGUGUUAGUGGUUUUGGUUUUGAUGGGGGGGGGAUUGGUUGGUGUUGAGAGUGUGGGAGGGGGGGGGUGUUUGGUGUAG